This is a messenger RNA of Clupea harengus (Atlantic herring), 2383 nucleotides long. RefSeq names its product solute carrier family 1 member 8a (gene slc1a8a). Lineage: Eukaryota; Metazoa; Chordata; Actinopteri; Clupeiformes; Clupeidae. Gene Ontology annotation, molecular function: L-glutamate transmembrane transporter activity; glutamate:sodium symporter activity; neutral L-amino acid transmembrane transporter activity. The transcript has 11 exons. Gene Ontology annotation, cellular component: plasma membrane. Gene Ontology annotation, biological process: L-glutamate transmembrane transport. The record is from RefSeq and is a predicted model, not a curated record. Bases 521 to 2239 code for a protein of 572 amino acids.
GACACAGACCCGUCAGGUUCCCCUCCCUUACCACCCCCCCACCUCCUGUGAGACACAGACCCGUCAGGUUCCCCUUUCACCCCCCCCCCGUGAGACACAGACCCGUCAGGUUCUAAAAAGAGAUCCAUACACUCACUGCUGUGUUUUGCUUUAAAACAAUUCAGCUCCUGCCUGGGUUUAGUAGGUCAUGGUCCAAGUCAAGAUUGCAUCUUAUAUAUAGACAUCUGUAAACUUGGGGGGGGGGCAACUGUUAGGUGGGUGCUCCCAACACACACCCCCUCCCCAAAACAAAACAUACAGAACAUAACCCAAUCCAACAAGAUGGCAUGAUGCCAUCCACAACAAAGAAAUGUUAGAUUUUAUUACAUGGUUUUAAGCUUCUUAACCUCCCUAAGUUCCUCUGACCACGGUCUCGAGUAGCCUCUGAGCUAACGAAGCCGCGAUGCCUUAAUCCCUCGUUAAGGAAAAGGUUAUCACCACUUGGCCUCACACUCACUUCCUGCCUGCUUACUGACUGGGCAUGGAGGAGCUGCUCAUACCGUCCGAGGGCGAGGAGACCAACUCGGAGCCCACCGCCUUCACGCCGGCUGGGCCUGCCAGGUCUCCCAAGGACCGCUUCAGCGGCUGCUUCACGAGUAUGCUCUCCCCCGGAGUCAAGCGGUACCUGAGGAACUACCUGAAGCGCAAUGGCUUGCUGACGCUGUCGGUGAUGGCGGUGAUUACGGGCUGCGUGCUGGGCUUCAUGCUGAGAGGACAAACAGUCUCCACACAGGCAAAAAUCUACUUCUCUUUUCCUGGAGAGCUUCUGAUGCGGUUGCUAAAGAUGCUCAUUCUUCCUUUGAUCACAUCAAGUUUAAUGUCUGGGCUGUCAUCCAUGGAGACCAAGUCCUGCUGUCGUAUGGGAGUCCUCACAGUCACGUACUACCUGUGGACCACCUUCAUCGCGGUGGUGGUGGGCAUCGUCCUGGUUGUCAUCAUCAAGCCUGGCUCUGGUACGGAGAUGGAGAGCAACCGGUUGGGAGGAGGACCCGUCAUGACCUCUGCAGACGCCCUGCUGGACCUCGUCAGGAACAUGAUUCCUUCCAACCUUAUAGAGGCAACUUUUCAACAGUAUAAGACCGAUCUGAUCCCGGUGCCACAGACGCCUGCCAAGACGGUAAAGCCGAACUUUGUGUACAUCAUGCCGGACGAGAGCAACCCGAAGGGCCAGAGCGUGCUGCUGGAGCUCACGCCGCCGCCAGAGGUCGUCUACAAGCCCAAACCCGGCAGCAGCCAGCAGAUGAACGUCCUGGGCAUCGUCAUCUUCUCCGCCACCAUGGGUUUGCUCUUGGGUAAGAUGGGCGAGAGAGGACUACCGCUGGUAAAUGUUUGCCAGUGUAUUAACGAAUGCGUCAUGAAGAUAAUCAACGCAGCUGUUUGGUACUUUCCCUUCGGCAUCAUAUUCCUAGUGGCGGGGAAGAUCUUGGACAUGAACGACCCGUCGUCGCUGGGCAAGAAGCUGGGCUGGUACGGCCUCACGGUCCUGGCGGGGCUUUUUGUCCACGGCCUCAUUCUGUUGCCCCUCUUCUUCUACAUCCUGACACGGAAAAACCCCUUCACCUUCAUUAGAGGGCUGCUACAGGCUAUGGUCAUCGCCCUGGCAACCUCCUCAAGCUCAGCAACUCUCCCCAUCACCAUGAAGUGUUUGCUGGAAAACUGUAAUGUGGACCGUCAGAUCGCUCGCUUUGUGCUUCCUGUGGGCGCCACCAUCAACAUGGACGGCACUGCUCUCUACGAGGCCGUGGCUGCCAUCUUUAUCGCCCAGGUCAAUGAUUACGAGCUCGACUUCGGACAGUUGGUCACCAUCAGCAUCACUGCAACAGCUGCCAGCAUCGGGGCCGCCGGAAUCCCACAGGCUGGUCUCGUCACCAUGGUGAUAGUGCUGACAUCAGUAGGCCUUCCUCCUGAUGACAUCACCCUCAUAGUGGCCAUUGAUUGGAUUCUUGAUCGGUUUCGGACGAUGAUCAAUGUGCUGGGUGAUGCCCUGGCAGCAGGAAUCAUCGGGCAUCUGUGUCGAAAAGACUUCCCACGAGAUGCAGAGAAUGCCAAUGGAAACCCUCCGAACUCUCAGAACCUCAAGGACAUGAAUAUGUCUGCGACCGAGGUGCCACUCCUGGCCAGCAAAGACAGCGUGUACGAGGUGUUCGGAGACACCGUGACAGAGAGGCCCACGGUCUACUACAACAUCUGCCAAGUCUGAGAGUUGGCUAGAGGAGGCGCCCAGGGAGUCGCCCAGGGGAAGCACUGGGACCUCUGGACACCUGAAUAGCUGCAGUCUCCCUCCUGUGUGCCUUUGCUGAAGUACUGAACUGACUCUUCAUUAAAACCUUUUUUAUUUAUUCUU